Molecule: messenger RNA, 2103 nt
Organism: Diabrotica virgifera virgifera (western corn rootworm)
Lineage: Eukaryota; Metazoa; Arthropoda; Insecta; Coleoptera; Chrysomelidae
Exons: 2
Coding region: 150-2075 (641 amino acids)
Cellular component (GO): nucleus
Molecular function (GO): DNA binding
Source: RefSeq, a predicted model, not a curated record
UCUACGAUAUUUGGUAGUAAACUACGCUCCGAUGAGUAGUUCUGUAUCUGGUAGUCGCCAUUGUUCACUGCGAAGCGAAGGUGGUAUUUAUAACGUAUUUGUGAAUUUCAGUUGUUUUGUUGCAUAUUUUGUCCAUUUAAGAUUUGAAGAUGGUGCGAAAUUAUGUUAGAAAAACAGAGAGACAAAGUUGGCCUGUAGAUUCUAUGGAACAGGCAAUAUCCGCAGUAAUUGACGGUAAUACAAGUUUAGACAAAGCCUCGUCCCAAUAUGGUGUACCAAAAUCAACAUUGGCUCGAUAUGUGAAGAAAAAGCGGGAUAGUCCGGAAUUUCGCAUUAACAAACAGUCAGGAAAAUUUACGUGUAUUUUCAAUGAACAGCAGGAGUUAGAACUUGCUAAUUACGUUAAAAACAUGGAAAAAAGAUUGUUUGGCUUAUCCAUGAAAGAUUUACGCAGGCUAGCGUAUCAGUUGGCACACCGCAAUGGAAUCAUUCAUAAUUUUAACCAAAUUAAUCAAACAGCAGGACAAGACUGGAUUAAUGGCUUUUUGAAGAGACAUCCCGAUUUAAGUAUAAGAGAACCUGAGGCAACCUCUGGAGCUCGUGCGAUGGGCUUUAAUCGGGUAGCUGUAGCACAAUUCCAAUCUCUUCUAAAAGAAUGCAUUGAUAAAUAUAAACUGAAUUCUGAUCGUAUCUUUAAUUGUGAUGAGACCGGCAUUAGCGUGAAUCCAAAAGGACAUUCUAAAAUCAUAGCAACGAAAGGGAAACGGCAGGUAGGCACGCUAACAUCAUCUGAGAGAGGUGAAACUGUGACUGUGGAGUUGUGUUUUUCUGCCAGUGGAUCUUACAUGGCCCCGAUGUUAAUUUUCCCCAGGAAACGGAAGCAGCAAGAGUUCGAGUUGGGUUUGCCACCUGGAGGUUGGGCAGAAGUCUCCGACUCGGGAUGGAUUACAACCGAAACGUUUGUCAGUUGGUUUAAAAAAUUUAUAUAUUUUUCUAAGGCCACAAAAGAUGCUCCUGUUUUGCUUCUGUUCGACGAUCAUUCGACACAUACGAAGAACAUUGAACUCAUUGAUCUUGCUCGAGAUAACGGAGUUAUAUUGCUCUGCUUUCCUCCCCACUGUUCGCACCGUCUUCAGCCUUUAGAUGUUUCACUGAUGAGGCCUAUUAGUAUUUAUUAUGAAGAGGAAGUGCGAAGAUGGUUAAGAUCAAACCCUGGAAAAGUAGUGACUUUAUUUCAGAUUGCAUCGUUGUUUGGAACUGCAUUUAUUAAUGCAGCUACAAUGAAAACAGCACUGAACGGCUUCAAGAAAACAGCAAUUUGGCCUCUAGAUAUUAAUGCAUUUACUGAAGACGAUUUCCUUCUAUCUGCACCAACAGAUAUUCAAAUAGAAAUAGAUGAUAAUUUGGAGUCCAGAAAUGCCAAUGAUUUGUCAACGACAAAUGAAGUAGCCGAUGAGGAACAAAUUAGUCAAAAUGAUGCCACCACUGAACUCAUCGGAACAAACUCUAAAACACCAGCAUCUAACGGUGAACACCUACCCGUUCUUCCUCAGUGUUCAUGGAUGCCAGAUCCUGUUCAAAUUCCUUCAGGUAAAAGUAACCUAACGUCAUUUCCGACUGCUUCUCCUCAACAUGUUCUACCGAUACCGAAAGUGGAACAGAAUAAGAAAAGAACUUCUCGAAAAAAAGGAAAAACAGCAAUUCUGACUUUAUCGCCAUAUUUCGAAGAGUUGAAAAAGGCCAAGGAAGAAACAAAAACUAAGGCGGCUAAAAAAGUAGAGCGAGUAAAAAGAAAAGUCAGCUUCAGUAAAGACGGAAGUAAAGCCACUAAAGAGAAAGUGGUUAAAAAGAAGAGGGUGUUGUUAAAUAAAGAUCUGAAAGACAAGACAAGAGACUCUGAUUCCAGUGACACUGAAGAUGAUGCCGAGUGUUUAUACUGCCAAGACUUCUAUUCAACUUCCAAUGAAGGAUGGGUAGCAUGCUCAUCGUGCUACAGUUGGGGACAUAAUUCUUGUGCAGACGUAGAUAGUGAGGAUGAUGAAUCAGUUUUCAUCUGUGAAUUAUGUGUAAAUUAAAAAUUGUGUUAGGCGUAAUAUUAAUAAA